AUGCGACUGCUGUUGUCUGUUCCACUUUCUGUGUGUGAGGCUCACGGCGCCGUUAAACGCCUUCUUUACUCAGAUUUGUACAAUACUUUUUUUACAUGUGACCCCAAAGGGUCUCAUCUCGGCUCCGGUGGGGGAACGAGUUGGCUGCUGGAGCGGUGCUAUCAAUCGGAACGAAACGACAGUAUGAAGACAGAAGACGACGACGACUUUGAGGGGUGGCUGUUGCGUGAGCAGCGCAUCAUAAUUCAUAGCGGUGGACAGAGCCGACGGCUGCCCUCAUAUGGACCGUGUGGGAAGCUGCUUCUGCCCGUUCCUGUCUUUCGCUGGUCGCGUGGGCAGACGUGUGAUCAGACGCUCCUCGAUUUGCAGAUGCCGCUCUACGAAGAGGUGAUGCGGCGGGCACCUUCGCACCUGCGUACACUUGUGUCUUGC
Molecule: messenger RNA, 432 nt
Organism: Trypanosoma cruzi
Lineage: Eukaryota; Euglenozoa; Kinetoplastea; Trypanosomatida; Trypanosomatidae
Product: fucose kinase, putative
Exons: 1
Source: RefSeq, a predicted model, not a curated record